CCGAUGCCCGAUGACUUUUAAAUACGUAAUGAUCCUGAUACUUUGUUUUUUUGUCAUACUUCUCAUUUACGAAAUGAAAUGGGACGAACCUUCACAACUGACCAAACUAAAGAGUUCCACAAGGACUUCUGAUAGUUCAGGAUUACAUAAUAAUUAUUCAAUAGUAAUAAUAAUACAAGUCCACGAUAGAGUCCAAUAUUUGAACAAUCUGAUCGAUAGUUUAUCUAAAGUGUUAUCAAUAUCUACAGCCCUUUUGGUACUAUCCCAUGACGUAGUUCAAGAGGACAUAAACAAUAUUGUUAGAAACAUAACAUUUUGUAAGGUCAUACAAAUAUUUUUCCCCUAUUCUAUCCAGAACUAUCCCGAUAAAUUUCCUGGAAACGAUCCGAAUGAUUGUCCUCGAGAUAUGCUCAAAAUUGAAGCGAUGAAAAGAAAUUGCAAUGGGGCUCGCUUUCCCGAUAAAUACAAUCAUUAUCGCGAUCCUAAAUUAAACCAAAUCAAACACCAUUGGUGGUGGAAGGCAAACUACGUGUUUGAUAAGCUAGAUGUGACCCAAAAUCAUACAGGACUCUUUCUAUUUUUGGAGGAGGAUUUCUACGUACUUCCUGACCUUAUUAACGUGGCAAAGCUGAUGGGCAACGCGUGCAAAAGGUACAACGACUGCGGUGGAAUCAUUUUAGGCGAAAAUUUAAGAUUUAUAUGUCACAGAAAAGAACUGCGUGCUCAUCUACAGUACAAAAAAAUCAAUUCUGUUGGAUUUGCUAUUUACAGAAGAACCUGGGAAGCUAUAAGGAAAUGUUACAGGUAUUUUUGUACGUUCGACGAUUACAAUUGGGACUUUAGUUUGUUGUACGCGUUAAAGAUGUGCCUGAAAAGCGAUGUAGCUUUCUUGACCAAUUCUUGUUCGCCGAGAGUGAUACACAUUGGCUCGUGUGGUGUCCAUUAUGACAAGAAUAGAACACAGGAUUGUGAACGAGGUUUGCGAAACGUCGAAAUGGCGAAUCAUAUUUUGAUGAGAAAUCUUAAUCCCAAAAAAAUAAACGUUACAGUACAAUAUAAAAAAUCGAAACCUAGAAAGGAGUCUGGCGGUUGGGGAGAUCCAAGAGACCACAACUUAUGUUUAUCUAUGGUUAAUCGAAAUGUAUAAAACUGAUAAAGUAAUAUUUUUCUUGUCUUAAAGAGAUGUGUUUUUAACAUCAUUAAGUUAACAAUGACUACAAACAAUAAUUAGCACUAAAUACUUGUCUGUUAGCUACGAUGAGUUUUACUUGAACUAUUUCUUAUCAUUUAUAAAGGUAUUUGGGAUAUAAAUCAUUAUCAAAUUCUUUUUGUAUAAUCUGUGUAUUGUGUUAGUUAAAAAACCUU
Messenger RNA from Agrilus planipennis (emerald ash borer), 1365 nucleotides. Its product is annotated as alpha-1,6-mannosyl-glycoprotein 2-beta-N-acetylglucosaminyltransferase-like. Gene Ontology annotation, molecular function: alpha-1,6-mannosylglycoprotein 2-beta-N-acetylglucosaminyltransferase activity. Lineage: Eukaryota; Metazoa; Arthropoda; Insecta; Coleoptera; Buprestidae. The record is from RefSeq and is a predicted model, not a curated record. Gene Ontology annotation, cellular component: Golgi membrane; Golgi stack. The transcript has 2 exons. Gene Ontology annotation, biological process: oligosaccharide biosynthetic process; protein N-linked glycosylation. Bases 11 to 1147 code for a protein of 378 amino acids.